This is a messenger RNA of Styela clava, 2605 nucleotides long. RefSeq names its product serine/threonine-protein kinase 32B-like. Gene Ontology annotation, biological process: G protein-coupled receptor signaling pathway; protein phosphorylation; regulation of signal transduction. The record is from RefSeq and is a predicted model, not a curated record. Gene Ontology annotation, molecular function: G protein-coupled receptor kinase activity; ATP binding; G protein-coupled receptor binding. Lineage: Eukaryota; Metazoa; Chordata; Ascidiacea; Stolidobranchia; Styelidae.
UUAUAAAACUUGAUUAAGAAGUUCUGCUGUUAUCUUCUGAUUUUUGAACUCUGACAAUACAACUGUGACAUGAGAUAUGGGAAAUAGUCAAAAUAGGCUUGAUGGUGAAGCAGAUGGCCCGGAUUCAAAUUCUGAUAAAUCAGUUAAUUUCAACAGCUUCAAAAUUUUGCGAUCAAUUGGAAAAGGAAGUUUUGGCAAAGUAUGCAUGGUGCAAAAACAAAGCAAUGGAAGAUUAUUUGCCAUGAAAUAUCUAAAUAAAGUGUCAUGCAUCAAACAAAAUUUUGUUGAAAAUGUAAAACGAGAGAUUUCUAUGCUUUGUUUACUCAAACAUGACUUUAUUGUUAAUCUUUGGUAUACAUUUCAGGAUGAGGAAGAUUUCUUUAUUGUUGUUGAUUUACUGCUUGGUGGAGAUUUACGGUAUCAUCUGUCCAAACAUGUAUUAUUCACUGAAGAUGACGUUCGGUUGUAUAUUCUAGAAAUGGCAUCUGUUCUUGAUUAUUUGAAAUCCAAAUGCAUUAUACACAGAGACAUCAAACCUGAUAAUAUUUUACUUGAUGACAAAGGUCAUGCCCAUCUGACAGAUUUUAAUGUUGCAACUAUACUAGAUAGCGAAGAUGAAUUGGCUACAGGUUUUGCUGGUACAAAACCAUAUGUUGCACCUGAUGUAUGUCAGAGUAAGCUUGGAAAAAGCAAAGGUUACAGUUUUAAUGUUGACUGGUGGUCACUUGCAAUAACAAUGUUUGAACUGUUGAGGCACAAAAGGCCAUUUAAAAUUUCUAAUGAAACCACUGUGGAAGAAACAAUGGAAAUAUUUUCUGAGGGAAGAGUAUCGUUUUCGUCAACAUGGUCACAGGCUUUGAUUGAUUUAUUUUUAAAGUUAUUUGUUCUUGAUGGUAGUAAACGACUUUCUACAUAUUCUGAUCUUCAGAAUCAUGAAUUUUGUCAAGAUACUAAACUUGAGAAUAUGAAGCCACAUUUUAUACCUUCUAAUAAACAUCUGAAUUAUGAUCCCACAUAUGAACUAGAAGAAAUGAUGAUUGAAUCGAAACCACUGCAUAAGAAGAAACAGAGAAUUAAGAAACAAAGGGAAAGCAAGAGGCGGGAAACCAAUAAACCAGAGGACCCCAACAACAAGCAGGUUGAUAACUCGAACAAUAUGAAUGAUGAAAACCAUUCUGACUUAUUUAUAACUUUUAAUCGAGAUCUCAAUGACUUGAAGCCAGAUGAAGAUUUAUCGAAAGAGAGAUGUCAGACAUAUUAAAAUUUUUAUAUUCACUUGAAAAAAGUAUUUCAUCAGCAUAUUACCCCAGAAAUUGCGCAUUUUUAUUACACAUAAUGUUGUCUGCUUCCUAAAUCUGUUUCCAUAACAGUUCAUUAUAUUGUGUACUAUAUCAUGUUAGAAAAUUUCUAUUGCUUUGUAAGUGUUCCGCAUCGCUGCUAUUACAUUGAAAAUAUAUAUUAUGCGAGUAUAUACACAAUCAUUUUUAUUGUAGUGCAUGUGUCAAUUAUGAAAAAGACUGCAGUAGUUUUCCAAUGUCGCUUCAACGCAGUAAUAAGAUCUCCACUAUGAUCCGUCCGUACUAACGCAUAAGUUUACAAAAUAAUUUCAAGGAUUAUAUUGAAUUGUUGUCAGCCUUCUUGCCCGAUAAGUCAUAUUACUUAUAUUUUUACAGAAAGUGAUUUUUGAAAAUGUUAUUAGUAUUGCUUGACUGGAUAUAAAGUUUGAAACAUAUUCGAGUUGUUUAUUAGUUGGUUGUAUGCAUUUCACAACUUUUACUUUAAACGCCAUAGAUAAUGUACAUCUAUCUAUUCUACAAAUUUUGCUCAAUUUAGUUAUUUUGUAUACUUUCACAUUUCUGUUUUCUACUAUGACUAUUCUUUCAACCUUGGAUAUAUCAUCAAGAUUUAUAAUUGUCACAAUUCUCUUUUGAGACUAAAAUCUAGUGCUAUAAAGUUGUCAGUGAAAAAGUUGUUCACUUGUGACACGAUUGUUUGGUUACUUGUUGCACCUUCCGAAUGUGGCCAAUACUUUUUUAAGCACCAAUGAACAGUAAUUUAUGGUGAUCGUAUAUUAUGGCUAAUUAGCAACAGAAUUCAUUCUGCUUUCGUCUCAUGUGUUGUAUAAAUAUAUGAGGCUUGUAUCCAGUGGUGGGAUUCAGCCGGUUCGCACCGGUUUUGAGAUGAAUUUUUUGAGAUCAGCGAACCGGUUAUCAUCAAUGACUUUUUGUAACAGAACCGGCUCAAAAAAUUUGACUUUCGUGAUGUAACCGGCUGACAAAAAAUUCGAAUCCCACCACUGCUUGUAUUCAAACAUGGAGUUUUGAAGCCAGAUAUUAAAAUUUUAGGCUUUGACCUGGUGAAUUCAAUGUCCUCAACAAUUUUAUUGUUUGAUAUUUUUCAAGUUUCUUUCUACUUGCAUUGGUUGAAGAAUUUGAUUUGUGUUAAACACAUCUCUAAUUACUAACCCAAGCUACAAGCCCUAUAGAAUUCAUGAUUUUUUUAUUUUAUUUGUCAGCAGUAAGUUUGAAAUAAUAUUGCAGUAUUUUCAUUUCAUCACAUUACAUCCAGAUUUUUUAUCUUUAUUAAAUUUAAAUACAUUUGGAUA